Messenger RNA from Notolabrus celidotus (New Zealand spotty), 2124 nucleotides. It is a transcript of the gene cers5, whose product is annotated as ceramide synthase 5. The coding region runs from base 190 to 1359 and encodes 389 amino acids. Lineage: Eukaryota; Metazoa; Chordata; Actinopteri; Labriformes; Labridae. Gene Ontology annotation, cellular component: membrane. The transcript has 10 exons. Gene Ontology annotation, molecular function: sphingosine N-acyltransferase activity; DNA binding. Gene Ontology annotation, biological process: ceramide biosynthetic process. The record is from RefSeq and is a predicted model, not a curated record.
AAAACCCGUAUCGGAAGUCGUGUAACUGUGGUCCUUUUCACGCUCCUGAAGUGAAAUUAAGAGAGGCAAGUCAUCAUCAUACAAGUGGCUCAGGGGCAGGAUAGGCGCUCAAAAAGUCUCACUUUUCUUUUCUUCUGGAUAAUAAACUAACUUGGUGUGACCGUCCGGGAGUUAGCAGCACCGUGAAACAUGGCUGCCCUUUCAGCCUGGUUCUGGAACGAACGGUUUUGGCUUCCACACAACGUAACCUGGGCGGAUCUGGCAGACCCAGCUCCCGGGGUGGAGUACCCCAAAGCUGGACACUUGUUUACUGCUUUACCGCUGGCUCUGGGUAUCUUUUUCGUCAGGAUACUUUUCGAAAGAUUUAUUGCAAGUACCUGCGCCCGGAGUCUUCAUGUGCAGCCAGGAACUGGACGAAGAGCUCAGCCCAAUGCAGUUCUGGAGAAAGUGUUUACAUCCAUCACACAGAAUCCAGACUCUCGCCACCUGAGCGGCCUUUCAAAGCAGCUGGACUGGGAGGUCCGAAAGAUCCAGCGUUGGUUCAGACACCGCAGGAACCAAGACAAACCCAGCACACACACUAAGUUCUGCGAGAGCAUGUGGAGGUUCACAUUUUAUUUGUGCAUAUUUACAUAUGGGUUCCAAUUUCUGUGGCAGAACCCUUGGAUGUGGGACACUCGGCAUAUGCUGGUACGGUUACCAUAUCAGGUCAUGACCCCGGGUCUUUACCACUACUACGUGACAGAGCUGGCUUUCUACUGGUCGCUCAUGUUCUCCCAGUUCAGAGACAUUAAAAGGAAGGACUUUCUGAUCAUGUUCAUCCAUCACCUGGCUACAGUCAGCCUGAUCAGCUUCUCAUACGUCAACAACAUGGCGCGAGUGGGAAGCCUAGUGAUGUGCGUGCAUGAUGCCUCUGACUUUCUGCUGGAGGCUGCCAAGCUGGCCAACUACACCAAGUACCAGCGCCUAUGUGACUUCCUUUUCAUUGUGUUUAGUGUUGCGUUCUUCAUCACACGGCUUGUUAUAUUUCCAAUAUGGAUCCUGAACUCCACUAUGUUUGAGAGCUGGGCCAUAGUCGGGCCGUACCCGUCCUGGUGGCUCUUCAACAUCUUACUGCUGGUCCUCCAAGUGCUGCACAUCAUCUGGUCCUACCUCAUAGCCCGCAUAGCUCUCAAAGCUGUUCUACGAGGAAAGGUGUGCAACGACGUCCGCAGUGACAUUGAGAGCACCUCAGAGGAAGAACCAGACACGCCCUCGGGAGGACUUAAAGCUUCUCCUCACUCUAACAAAGGAGAGAACGGCACUAACGGUCACUGUGCUGCUGCCAAAGACCGGGUUCAAAACCACAACAGCUGGUGACACAAAGCCUGACCCUGGGAGCCCCCUGCAGUCCGUCCCUCAUAUGUUGCUGUCUUAUGACACUCCCACACUCACACCCUGCUAUCCACUAACAGUGAGUGCACACAGAUCAAUACGAGAUGAACUUAAAGGUGGAUGAACAGACGCUGACAUCUGCCUGAAGGAGCCCUGUGACGAGUAAGACAGCUUCAGGAGGUGACAUGUAAAAGCUGAGAUGGAAAUCAGUUGAAGCGAGUGAUAUGCAUAGCCUUGUGUUUUUAAAUGAUGGGAUUUAUUUGCUGCCAGAUGUUUGUCGGUUCAAUGUUCUCUCCCAGUUUUAUUGGUCAGAUGAACUUGAUUAUUUUUAUGUUGAGGGUUAUUUCACACUGGGCAGAAAACUGCUGCUCCAGGGGCUGAAACUUUGAAGUGUGUUGCGUGAAACAGCGGGUUUUAAACAAAAGUAGAAGUUGUAGCUGUGGUUUUAUCAGCUCUUUAAAGAAGGGCACCUGUUUGUGUGUGAAUUACAACACACUUAAAGUUUAACAGCAGUGUCUUCUGCCCUUUUUAAUCUAUGUAGAUUUAACCCUCACACAUUGUUUGUGACUUGUUUGUGUUUUACUGUUUUUUACUACGACUUCUGAGACCAAAUUUGUAUGAAAUUGUUUGAUGUCACUGCCUAUAGAGGAAUCCAGGUAUAGGGACAAUACCAAAUGUCAGGUAUCAUGUUCUCACUUGAGUGCCUUGUAAAAAAAAUAUAUUUCCAAAUAUAUUCUGUUUUAAAAACAC